UAGAAAUUUCCAUUCAAAGCUUUGAAGAAAAAUUGAGAUUGGAGAGAUCUGUCGUUCUUUGGUUGUUUAGGGCAAACUCUUUGCUUUGACUUGGUGAGUUUUCCUAUUGAUUUGGGCGAUUCCAGUUUUGUAGUUUUCUGAUUUGAUGGUUCAGGCGACGAAAAGCGGCGAGUUGCAGAGAGGGGAAAUGGCGGCAGUGAAGAGGGAACUUGAAGACCCUUUGGAAGAAGAAUAUGGCCCUCUUAAUAAGCGAUCCAAACACUCUUCUUCGCUUCAAGGAACUGGGGAAGUGGGUGGCUUUCCAGUGGCACCGCCGGCUCAGUAUAACCCAUUAGACGAGCCGAGUCCAUUGGGAUUGAGGCUGAGGAAAAGUCCUUCCCUUUUGGAAUUGAUCCAAAUGAGGCUUUCUCAAGCUAAUUCACCUAAGGGUGCAAGUUCCAGUAAAAAAGAGCUUAAAGGGGCCGCUGCUUCUGGUUCCUCUGAGAAGCUCAAGGCCUCAAAUUUUCCAGCAACGAUUCUGCGAAUUGGGACCUGGGAGUAUAAGUCAAGAUAUGAAGGGGAUUUGGUAGCAAAGUGUUAUUUUGCAAAGCAUAAGCUUGUAUGGGAGGUUCUUGAUGGCGGGCUCAAGAAUAAGAUUGAAAUUCAAUGGUCUGAUAUAAUGGCUUUGAAGGGGAAUUAUCCUGAUGAUGGACCGGGGACUUUGGAUGUAGUGCUUGCAAGACAACCUCUUUUCUUUAGGGAGACAAAUCCACAGCCUAGGAAGCAUACCCUGUGGCAGGCAACAUCUGAUUUUACUGGGGGUCAGGCCAGCAUACAAAGGUAUGGUAAUCUCUCAUUCAUUCAUGAGUUUAUUGUGUUGCCAUUUUUAAAUGGCACUUUUUAGGCAACAAGCUACUUGUUCCAUACUGUAUGUGUCCUAUUUGCUUAUUUAUGUA
Coffea arabica (coffee) is the source of this 935-nucleotide messenger RNA. The record is from RefSeq and is a predicted model, not a curated record. NCBI's taxonomy places the organism in Eukaryota, Viridiplantae, Streptophyta, Magnoliopsida, Gentianales, Rubiaceae.